Messenger RNA from Struthio camelus australis, 5411 nucleotides. The record is from RefSeq and is a predicted model, not a curated record. NCBI's taxonomy places the organism in Eukaryota, Metazoa, Chordata, Aves, Struthioniformes, Struthionidae.
GAGCGAUGGCCGGACAGCUCGUCUGCUCAGGGAGCAAAAUAUUCCCCUAUAGAUCAUGAAGUGCUUUUAAGGUUGCUGAAAAGUGCCUUUCCUGAAGCCACCGCUGCUUGGAUUUCUGUCUAGGGCUGCCUCUCUCUUCCCCCUUCACCCCCCUUUUCUUUUUAAUUUGGCGUUGCUUGCAGUUCAUACCCUGACGGCAACUCAUCCACCCUUUCUUUUUUUUUUUUUCCCCCCUCGCUCCCCACUUACACGCAGUUUGCUCAGCCAUUUUUUCUUCUCCCGACUAUGUAGCAAAUAUUUUAAAAAGAGGGGGAAAAAGAAGGAAAAAGCAAAAAGAAAAAUUCUAACAUCCUUUUGCUCGUUUUGAUGCUCGUGAACCGUAAUUUUUAGAAGCAAGAAAUAGAAGGAAAAAAAAAAAGUUUUUCUCCCCAAGGACUGAGACCAUUCCACAAACUGAAGUGCUGCCAACAGCAUAUGCUUUUUGCAAGAAUAAUUGAAACCAUUAACUGGAGAGCACAGAAUUCUUUUGAAAGUCUGCCAGUUAUUUUCAAGUAACUUAGGCAGUGGCACAAAAAAUAACACUUAUAUUUUAACUUCUACAAUUGCACUUUUAGGAGCUGGCCUCUAAUUUGAUUUUCAGUUAUUCUGAUAAGAUUUCUAUUUUAUGAUUGGCUUUAUGUUUAAUUCUCGUUUAAACAAACACAAUUUGACUUAAAUGAAAACCUAAGUGCUGAAGAAUAGGAAUUCUACCAAAGCAACAAGUUAGUUAUUUCUUCACGUUUAACUUGAAUUCACUUUUUUACCCUUUUUUUAAAGAAAAAGAUCAGCAGUAAAUAUUGCCCUGAAGAAGGGUGCGAUUGCUUGCAUUUUAAUUUUUGUUUUUAAUAUGGCUGUGAACGUUUCCCUGGUCCGUGAUACAAAAUGGCUGACGUUAGAAGUGUGUCGAGAGUUUCAGAGAGGUACUUGUUCUCGGUCUGAUGCAGAGUGCAAGUUCGCCCACCCAUCCCGGAGUUGCCAUGUGGAAAAUGGUCGAGUUAUUGCCUGCUUUGACUCCCUAAAGGGCCGGUGUACCCGAGAGAACUGCAAAUAUCUUCAUCCUCCUCCACACUUAAAAACACAGCUUGAAAUAAAUGGACGCAACAACCUGAUCCAGCAAAAGACAGCCGCAGCCAUGUUUGCUCAGCAAAUGCAGUUCAUGCUACCGGGCGCGCAACUACAACCAAUUACAACGUUUCCUGUGACUCCAUCGCUUGCAACAAGCCCCACAAUGGCUUUUAGUCCCUACCUGAGUCAUGUUUCCCCUGGGAUGGGCUUGGUUCCUGCAGAGCUUUUACCAAAUACUCCUGUCCUGGUUUCUGGGAAUCCUACUGUUACAGUACCAGGAGGCUCUGCUGGACAGAAACUGAUCCGUACGGAUAAACUAGAGGUUUGUCGAGAGUUUCAGCGUGGAAAUUGCACACGUGGUGAGAACGAUUGCCGCUAUGCUCACCCUAUAGAUAUUGCAAUGAUAGACACAAAUGAAAAUACUGUUACAGUUUGCAUGGAUUACAUCAAAGGUCGAUGCUCUAGGGAGAAAUGCAAGUACUUUCAUCCCCCUGCACACCUGCAAGCCAAAAUCAAGGCAGCUCAACACCAGGUGAACCAGACAGCUGCAGCUGCAAUGGCCCUGCCGCCUGGUGCACUUCAACCUUUACCAAAGAGGCCAGCACUUGAAAAAAACAAUGGUGCCACCACAGUCUUUAACCCAAGCGUUUUCCACUACCAACAGGCUCUAGCCAACAUGCAGUUGCAACAGCCUACAUUUAUCCCUACAGGGUCAGUUCUGUGCAUGACACCCACUGCAAGCGUUGAUAUCCCAGUUAUCAGUAGAUGAACUGAGUAGCAGCAUGUUUGUUUCACAGAUGUAGAAGUUCCCGAUAGAACACAGACCAUGUUGAAAUUCUGAACAGUAAAAUUAUGGAGCACCAGGACUUCUUGGUGGGAAGCUGCGCAUGGCCUUUCUGUAUAUACCCCCUCUUCCCUCUAUCGUUCUCCACCACCUCUACAGUAAGCCUGUUGCAGCCUACAUGUUAACCAAAAACUGAUCAAUGGGAAUGUCAAAAAACAAAAAAAAAAAAAGCACUAUAGAAACAAUUAACAAACCGCGUUCUGUUAUAUGAGAUAUACAAGUAGAAAAUUAUAAUAGACUUUUAUAACACAUUUACUUUAACACACUUAAUCAUUUUAUGACUACCAUCCUGAUAAGUGCAUCUGCACAGCGGACUGUUGGUUUACUGUAUACUAUCGAUGGAUAAAUGUUUGUCUUGUUUUUAAAGUGUUAUCUUACUGUUUUGUUUACAUCAUAGUCUAUUGAUUUGUUUUAAAGUGUACAUCAUUAUCAAGUAUACUCAAUACCAUUUUUUCAUUAUUGUUAUGUCUUAAGUUUUCAUAUACUGUAGGUUUUAUGGGAUUUUGUUUGUUUUUUACUAAAAAUGUUAUUGUGGGAAACAGGAAUUAUGUGCUUGAAAAACACGACACAAGAAUGUUCUGCCCUUUUCUAGAUUUUGCUGUUAAUGUCAGCUACAGUUGCUUGUGUUAAAUGCUCCUUUAUCAUGUAAAAUUUGCCUUCAGAUAGAGUCUCCAAAAUUUAGUACAAAUGACAGGAAAGGACAGUUGUCAUUUUAGUCCAGUUCAGGGUACUCUUUUAAAUACAGUGAGCUGAUUCUGGAAACACAGAAAACAAAAACACAACCUGCACUCAGUGAAAAGUAAGGUGACAGGAAGGAUUUGCUCAGAUUGUGGAAAGCGUCAAGGAGUUUCUGCAGUUCUGUUGUACAGUGAAGUGCAUUCUCAGCUGCAAAUGGCGCACAAUCUUUCUUGCUAUUCUCAUGGUGCAGUCAAAAAAAAUAGACGGAUAAGUGAGACAGCUUCAUUUGGGCAAAGAUGCAUUUGCUUUGGAGAGGAACAAGCACCAACUGUUAGCUACAAAACAUACAGCUGGAGUAGACCCAUAACCAUGACUCUGCCCAAGCUGGGUGAUAGUGUGCAGGUAGGUUUAUCUCCAUUGAGCACGCUGCAACAUUUCAGCCUGAAACCUUACGUGGCUCAUCUUGACAUUUCAUCAGUGUGCACCAAUUAUUUACUCACCAUUCUCCUUAUGUUGGUGACAUUUCCCAAGAUCUCUGGCCCUUUAAAGCAAGCAUACCAGUAACAAGCAAACACGAAAAAUCUAAACUUAAGCUUUCCACCAUACAUGGAUAUUCUUUUUAAUGGAGUUCCUGUAAGUCAGUGGAUGUGUUUUGGCAUCUUCUACUUGAUCAAGAGCAAUGUUUGUCACACAACAAGGGCUAGUUCUCAACACCUCCUUUUCACGCGCAUGAAUGAAACUAUUUCCAGCCCGUGCACCCUAGACAGCAGAGCCUGUCAUUACGCUGCGUUGCUGAACAGCCUGGCUACACAAUGAAUUUGAUUUGAGGACGCACCAAAUUCAUCCCUAUCAAAGCUUUAUAAUAUCAUUAGCCAUUAUGGAAGAGAUGGAUUUGCUCCUGUAAAUCUGUGAACUCCAGAGAACUAUAAACUGCUCGGAGAAAGAGAAUCAUUGUUAAAACCAAACAAGAAGCAAGUUGCUAGUGUCCGGAGGGUCUGCACUCUGAGCUCACCGUGGUCCUGUGGGGUGCCAGAUUUUGACAACCAGAUCAUGUUUUCUUUUCAAAGUUCCUAGGCUUUGGCUAGAGGAUUUCCUUGCCCCCUCUCCUCCAAUGUGAGUACAGAUACAUUGGUAGAUACGUAUUUAUGUGGGCCACAAGUGAUAGAGGCGCACGCAAGGCACAACUGGUGUGCCCCAGACCAGGCUGUGACCAUCUGCUGUGGAGAUUUCUUCAUAAGCAAGAACCUUGGAAGAGUCCAAUUCAGAAAAGCCUUGGGCCAGUAGAAAUCUUUCCAUUCAUUUCAGCAGGCUUUGAACCAAACUAUGAGAGAGGGAAGAUUACCCCCACAGCACUCAUUUAUGAACCUCACGUUUUGACGGUCGCUCGUGUCCAUAGAUGUUUCCCAGCCAUCAGCGUUGAGAAGCAGACAGUGUUGCCUGAAAUCAGUGACUCUCAUUUAUAUUGGCUACUGCAUACCUGUUCUUUUAACCGCUGAGUUUCUGUUUCCCAAAACCAUAACAUUGUUAGUGGAAAAAGUGGAUUUGAGUACUUCCUGUUUGAAAUUAUUUGUGUAUCAAAAUGGGUUUUGCACAACCUGUGCCAGUGCCUCAACAAAGAACAGAGCUGAUCUUCUUAAGCCAGAAAGGAUGCAUUCAAGCUUGUAUGGCUUUAUGAGUUAAAGGAGGUUGGAACUUUUUCAGUGCUAAAUGGAUUUUUGUAUAUCUUGACACUUUGAUGUAACCUCCUAUUUUAUUUAUCUACUUAAACAUCUGGCAUAGAUGUGCAUAGAAUGUAAACCUAGAAUACAGCUGUUUUCAUGUCACAUUUAAAGCACUGAAAAAAAAAGCGUUUAAGGAUUAUUUUUUAUUAAAGAGGUCCAAUGAGGGAUGUUCAGGGUAGUUAUAUUAGGUGCCACAACAGUUUUUAUAUUGCUGGCAAAUUUAGAGUUAAUUUGUAAAUGAGUUUAAGGAAAGAAAAGCUUGAAGCACUAAACUUCACCAAAUUCAAAACAAUCUCGGCAAAAAUGCCAUUUUGAGGUAGCACUAUUUAAACUAGUUGUGCAAUGACUUGCUCUAAUUUUCUUUGUUCAAAAAAGAAAAAAAAACAGUCGCCAGACUAUAAAUUUCCUAAAUAGACUAUUACAAAGUCACCGAGCUAGUUAGUGACUCUAAACAAAUGUCAUAAAAGCAUGAAUAUCAUCCUUUAUUUGACAAGAGAUGUAUGUAAGUUUGUUUGAAUCAAUAUAAUUUUAGUGACAUUUUUAUAAGCUUCCCACUUUCCAUGAACCUAUAUUUUUUAUUUAUCCAAAGUUAUUUCUCUUUGUCCAUUUCUCUCAGCCUUAUGCAAACAAUAUGCAAGAAAUGCUGAAACUUGGAUAAAACGGGUCAUGCAGAGGGAAAAUGAAAGCUGAGAUUGAUCAUUUUCACAAAAAAAGGUUGUUAGUAGUUUCAGUAAAAAAAGAUACUGCUACUAAACUGUAACAUAAGCAGACAAUAAAAGAGGGAUUUAAAAUAAAAUGGAUUCAUAAAACUAUUAAGAUUAUUUUUGUUAAAUACAGUGUUUUUAGUAAUUUGGAACCUGAUUUCACAAUCAACCAUGUUUUUUAGUUGGAGAUUUCUAGCUGAUGAUUUUUGACUUUGUAUUUUUGCAUCGUGAUGUUCUAGAGAUCAUUACCUCCCUGGCCAGCCCCCGCCGGCCCCGUUCCUGAACACUCUGACGCACUUUCCUCUCUGCCGUAAGCGUCGUCUCGCACUGCCCUCGGGGUGUUCACGAGCGGCGGCGGCG